CCAGAAGCGGGGAGAAGUUGGAGAGGUCGGGAGGGGAGGGUAGGAAGAAUUUGAAGCCAGACCCCCGCCCUGGUCAGCUGAGCCCCCGAGGAGCGUCUCUGCAGUGUCCAGGCCGAGUGUGGACGCGUCGCGCGCGGCCCCGCCAGGGCUGAGAGUUUGCAGACCGUCCCUGCCGCGGCCCGCUCGGCGGCGGCCCUGCGGCUCCCGCGGCUGCCGCGGCGGCCCCGGGCUCGAUCCAGCCCAGGUAGACCCGCCGCAGGCUCGGGGUGCCGCGACCCCGUGCCCCGCGGAGCCUUGGGCCCCCCGGGGACGGCAGCUGGCAGGCACUCCCGGCUGCUGCUGCUGCUGCUGCUCAACAAGGAGGAGUGAUUACUGCUCUAUAGUAGACAUUGGAGGCGGAUCCAUCAGACCAUCAGGAUGGAAACGAGGAAAGGAAAUCGGCUGACGCAGGAGCCCGAGUGAGACGAAGAAACCCACAAGCCCAGCCUACACCAUGAACUUGUGUCUCCUUUCCACACUGUAAGAGCCCAGGGCAGGUGAAGUUGCCGGAGAGCAAUGGCUCUCUUUACUCCGUGGAAGCUGUCCUCUCAGAAGCUGGGCUUUUUCCUCGUGACUUUUGGCUUUAUCUGGGGUAUGAUGCUCUUGCAUUUUACCAUCCAGCAGAGGACUCAGCCCGAGAGCAGCUCCAUGCUUCGGGAACAGAUCCUGGACCUCAGCAAGAGGUACAUCAAGGCGCUGGCAGAAGAAAACAGAAAUGUGGUGGACGGGCCCUACGCGGGGGUCAUGACAGCUUACGAUUUGAAGAAGACUCUUGCUGUGUUGUUGGAUAACAUUUUGCAGCGCAUUGGCAAGUUAGAGUCAAAGGUGGACAACCUCGUAAUCAAUGGCACAGGGACAAACUUGACCAACUCCACCACAGCUGUUCCCAGCUUGGUAGCACUUGAGAAAAUUAAUGUGGCAGAUAUCAUUAAUGGAGCUCAAGAAAAAUGCGUAUUGCCUCCUAUGGAUGGCUACCCCCACUGCGAGGGGAAAAUCAAGUGGAUGAGAGAUAUGUGGCGCUCGGACCCCUGCUACGCAGAAUACGGAGUGGAUGGGUCCGCCUGCUCUUUUUUUAUUUACCUCAGUGAGGUUGAAAAUUGGUGUCCUCAUUUACCUUGGAGAGCAAAAAAUCCCUACGAAGAAGCUGAUCGUAAUUCAUUGGCAGAAAUUCGUACGGAUUUUAAUAUUCUCUACAGUAUGAUGAAAAAGCAUGAAGAAUUCCGAUGGAUGAGACUACGGAUCCGGCGAAUGGCUGAUGCGUGGAUCCAAGCAAUCAAGUCCCUGGCAGAGAAGCAGAAUCUUGAAAAGAGAAAGCGGAAGAAAGUCCUUGUUCACCUGGGCCUCCUGACUAAGGAAUCUGGAUUUAAGAUUGCAGAGACAGCUUUCAGUGGUGGCCCUCUUGGUGAAUUAGUUCAGUGGAGUGAUUUAAUUACAUCUCUGUACUUACUGGGCCAUGACAUUAGGAUUUCAGCUUCACUGGCGGAGCUCAAGGAAAUAAUGAAGAAGGUUGUAGGAAACCGAUCUGGCUGCCCAACUGUAGGAGACAGAAUUGUUGAGCUCAUUUAUAUUGAUAUUGUAGGACUCGCUCAAUUCAAGAAAACUCUCGGACCAUCCUGGGUUCAUUACCAGUGCAUGCUGCGUGUCCUGGACUCAUUCGGCACAGAACCAGAGUUCAACCAUGCCAACUAUGCCCAGUUGAAAGGCCACAAGACCCCCUGGGGCAAGUGGAACCUGAACCCGCAGCAGUUUUACACCAUGUUCCCUCACACGCCAGACAACAGCUUCCUGGGGUUCGUGGUCGAGCAGCACCUGAACUCCAGCGAUAUCCACCACAUUAACGAAAUCAAGAGGCAGAACCAGUCCCUUGUGUACGGCAAAGUGGAUAGCUUCUGGAAGAAUAAGAAGCUCUACUUGGACAUCAUUCACACGUACACGGAAGUGCACGCGACUGUUUACGGCUCCAGCACAAAGAACAUUCCCAGUUACGUGAAAAACCACGGGAUCCUCAGUGGACGGGACUUGCAGUUUCUUCUCCGAGAAACCAAGCUGUUUGUUGGACUUGGGUUCCCUUAUGAAGGCCCGGCUCCCUUGGAGGCCAUCGCAAAUGGAUGUGCUUUUCUGAACCCCAAGUUCAACCCACCCAAAAGCAGCAAAAACACAGACUUUUUCAUUGGCAAGCCAACUCUGAGAGAGCUGACCUCCCAGCACCCUUAUGCCGAAGUUUUCAUCGGUCAGCCACACGUCUGGACUGUUGACCUCGAUCAUCAGGAGGAGGUGGAGGACGCUGUGAAAGCAAUUUUAAGUCAGAAGAUUGAGCCGUACAUGCCAUAUGAAUUCACAUGCGAGGGGAUGCUACAGAGAAUCAACGCUUUCAUCGAAAAACAGGACUUCUGCCAUGGGCAAGUGAUGUGGCCGCCCCUGAGUGCCCUGCAGGUAAAGCUUGCUGAGCCCGGGCAGUCCUGCAAGCAGGUGUGUCAGGAGAAACAGCUUAUCUGCGAGCCUUCCUUCUUCCAGCAUCUCAACAAGGACAAGGACUUGCUGAAGUACGAGGUGACCUGCCGAAGCUCAGAGGUGGCCAAGGACAUCGUGGUGCCCUCCUUCGACCCCAAGAGCAAGCACUGUGUGUUUCAAGGUGACCUCCUGCUGUUCAGCUGUGCCGGCGCCCACCCCAGGCACCGGAGGAUCUGCCCCUGCCGGGACUUCAUCAAGGGCCAGGUGGCCCUCUGUAAAGACUGUCUCUAGCAGCCUCCGGCCCGGCCCCGCACGCACUCUCCUGGGGAAGACGGGCAAG
Messenger RNA from Balaenoptera musculus (blue whale), 2830 nucleotides. It is a transcript of the gene MGAT5, whose product is annotated as alpha-1,6-mannosylglycoprotein 6-beta-N-acetylglucosaminyltransferase. Gene Ontology annotation, biological process: protein N-linked glycosylation. The transcript is spliced from 18 exons. Lineage: Eukaryota; Metazoa; Chordata; Mammalia; Artiodactyla; Balaenopteridae. Gene Ontology annotation, cellular component: Golgi apparatus. Gene Ontology annotation, molecular function: alpha-1,6-mannosylglycoprotein 6-beta-N-acetylglucosaminyltransferase activity. The record is from RefSeq and is a predicted model, not a curated record. The coding region runs from base 556 to 2781 and encodes 741 amino acids.